AUGAAUUCAAUUAGUUGGAAUAUCAGAGGGCUUAAUGACCCUCUGAAGCAGGCAAACGUGCAUAAGCUGCUUGUUAAUAAGAAGGUGAUGAUUGCUGGUUUGUUAGAGACUAGGAUGAGAGUCCCUAACUUUGACAAAGUUUGGAAAAAGAUGAAUUUACAAGAUUGGAGUAUUAUCAAUAAUUAUGAGCACUCUGAGAUAUGGAAAAUCUGGGUGGUUUAUAGGAAUAAAGUUAAAGUUGAUCUGAUUUUUAAGUCUGAUAAGAUUAUCCAUUGUAAGAUUGAUGUUGGGGAGGAAGAGUUUUACUGGACUGCCAUUUAUGGUGCAAAUGACAUUAAUAAGAGGAAAAAGCUUUGGCAGAAUCUUAUUUCUAUUUCAAGGAUAGAUGGCCCUUGGAUUAUUCAGGGAGAUUUUAAUGCGGUUAUGAGUGAAAAAGACAGAUGCGGGGGGAAUAGUUUGAACCUGCAUCACUUGAAUGAAAUGGCUGACUGCAUGGCAAGUAUUGGGCUUAAAGAAAUGAGGAGUAUAUGGAGUUAUUAUACUUGGAGUAAUAAUCAAGUAGAUAACAACAGGAUUUGGAGGAGAAUUGAUAGAGCUCUUACCAAUGUUGAGUGGCAAGAUCACUAUCAAAAUUCUUAUUAUGGAGCUUUACCCAAUGGGCUAUCUGACCAUAGCCCUAUCUAUGUGGUUAUGGAUAAAGCUAAAAAUAACAGAAGAAGUAACUUCAGAUACCUAAACUUGUGGGCUCAAAAUCCUGAGCAUAACAGGAUUAUAGAAGAAGAGUGGAGUAAGAGCUACCAAGGUUAUACCAUGUUCAAAAGUAUCAAGAAGUUAAAUACUAUCAAGCAAAGGUUCAUUAAGCUGAAUAAAAAGUGCUACACUGGUAUCUCUCAAAGGGUUAUAACUCAUAGAGAGCACUUAGAGAAGCUGCAGAAAGACAUUCAGCGGGAUCCCCUCAAUAGCUCUCUGUUAGAGGAAGAAAGAGCUAUGGUUUCUCAAUUAAGAAGCUUGCUUAGAAGUGAAGAGAGUUUCUACAAGCAAAAGUCCAGGAUCCAAUGGCUUAUUGUUUAA
Molecule: messenger RNA, 1071 nt
Organism: Mercurialis annua (annual mercury)
Lineage: Eukaryota; Viridiplantae; Streptophyta; Magnoliopsida; Malpighiales; Euphorbiaceae
Exons: 1
Coding region: 1-1071 (356 amino acids)
Molecular function (GO): catalytic activity
Source: RefSeq, a predicted model, not a curated record